Molecule: messenger RNA, 1141 nt
Organism: Nothoprocta perdicaria
Lineage: Eukaryota; Metazoa; Chordata; Aves; Tinamiformes; Tinamidae
Gene: SASH3
Product: SAM and SH3 domain containing 3
Exons: 8
Coding region: 1-1140 (379 amino acids)
Biological process (GO): positive regulation of immunoglobulin production; positive regulation of B cell proliferation; positive regulation of adaptive immune response
Cellular component (GO): cytoplasm; nucleus
Molecular function (GO): protein binding
Source: RefSeq, a predicted model, not a curated record
AUGCUGCGCCGCAAGCCCUCCAACGCCAGCGACAAGGAGCCGGGACACAGGAAGCUCUCCCUCCAGCGCUCCAGCAGCUUCAAGGACUUUGCCAAGGCCAAGGUYAGCUCCCCCGGGGUGACCGAGAAGGAAUUCAACCUGGAUGAGAACAUCCCCGAGGAUGAGGCCAGCAGCGCCGCCCCCGAGGAGCCUUCCCGGAGCAGCGGGAUGAAGCUGAGCAAGAAGUGGAGAGCCGUCAUCUCCCGCACCAUGAACAGGAAGAUGGGCAGGAUGGCCGUGAAAGCGCUGGCCGAGGGCAAGGGAGACGUGGAGGAGGACGGGUCCCCGUCCCCGCUGUCCCCGACCAGCAGCAUAGAAGAGCCAAGCCAGGACAAGGUGCCCCUCUGCUACCUGGAGGGGGAGGAAGAGGGGCAGCCGUCCCUGAGCCGCCAGCUGUCCAGCGGCAGCGAGGCCGCCAGCCCCGCGGGCGCCCACCGYGACAGCCUGCAGCUGGAGGAGCGCGGCCCGGCCUACACCGGCCCCUUCUGCGGCCGGGCCCGCGUCCACACCGACUUCACGCCCAGCCCCUACGACAAGGACUCGCUGAAGCUGCGGAAAGGGGACAUCAUUGGCAUCAUUGAGAAGCCGCCCRUGGGCACCUGGACCGGGCUGCUCAACAACAAGGUGGGCUCCUUCAAGUUCAUCUACGUGGAUGUCAUCCCAGAGGAGACAGCCCCUGCCCGCAAAAGCAGGAGACACAGCAAGAGCAAGAGGCUCAAGCCCAAGACCCUCCACGAGCUGCUGGAGCGCAUCAACCUGCAGGAGCACACCUCCACCUUGCUCCUGAACGGCUACCAGACCCUGGAGGACUUCAAGGAGCUGCGCGAGACCCACCUCAACGAGCUGAACAUCACAGAUCCCCAGCACCGCGCCAAGCUGCUCACAGCCGCCGAGCUUCUCCUGGAUUAUGACACAGCAAGCGAGACGGAGGAAGGAGACAGCUCCGAAGCCCAGCCAUCCCCCAUGGACCCCAAAGGGGACAUUCCCCGGGACUCGGGCUGCUUUGAAGGGUCGGAAACGCUGGAUAGCAGCCGGGACGACGCRGAGCUCUCAGGCCCCGAGGGGCAGCUGCAGGCUCUCCCCCUGAGCGAGUCCCCCUGAG